Molecule: messenger RNA, 1845 nt
Organism: Thermochaetoides thermophila DSM 1495
Lineage: Eukaryota; Fungi; Ascomycota; Sordariomycetes; Sordariales; Chaetomiaceae
Product: phosphoribosylaminoimidazole carboxylase-like protein
Exons: 3
Coding region: 1-1845 (614 amino acids)
Biological process (GO): 'de novo' IMP biosynthetic process
Molecular function (GO): phosphoribosylaminoimidazole carboxylase activity; ATP binding; metal ion binding
Source: RefSeq, a predicted model, not a curated record
AUGGCCGAGAGCAGAAAUCCCGUCAUCGGCCUGCUAGGUGGUGGGCAGCUUGGUCGUAUGCUAUGUGAGGCGGCCAACCCUCUCGGUGUCGACAUCGCCAUCCUCGACGCCGAGAAUGCUCCCGCCAAGCAGGCUCACAACACGUAUCGCCAUGUUACCGGCUCGUUCAAGGACCCCGAGCGUAUCCGUGAGCUUGCGAUAAAGUCAGACUUUCUCUCUGUGGAAAUUGAGCAUGUCGAGACCGAGGUUCUCGAGGAUAUCGACAAGAACGGCGUCACUCUCCCUGAUGGCUCUCUUCAUCGGCCACCUAUUCACCCUUCCUGGCGUACCAUCCGCCUGAUACAGGACAAGUAUCUCCAGAAGGAGCAUUACCGCAACAGCGAUAAGAAGAUUCCGAUCGCGGAUCAAGUGGCCAUUGACGGCGGCGCUGCGGCACUGGCUUCACUGAAGGAUGCUGCCGCACGGUUUGGCUUCCCUUUCAUGGUGAAGGCGAGGAAGGGUAGCUAUGACGGCCGCGGGAACUAUCGCGUCAAUAGCGAGGCUGAUUUUGAGGCGGCAAUCAACGCCCUCAAGGGCCUGAGCCUGUAUGCUGAGAAGUGGGCUCCUUUUAUCAAGGAGAUCGCCGUCAUGGUUAUCAGGACCGAGGACGACAGGGGCAACCUCAAAGCCUGUGUGCCGUAUCCUGCUGUUGAGACCAUCCACGAAGACAGUAUUUGCACCAAGGUCUUCAUGCCUCCGAGGGAUAUAUCGGAGGAGGUUUGCGAAAACGCAAGGAAACUUGCCACCGAGGUCGUCAGCACCCUUUGGGGCAGAGGAGUGUUUGCUGUCGAGAUGUUCGUUCUUGAGGAUGGCUCUCUCAUGGUCAACGAGGUGGCACCUCGCCCUCAUAAUUCUGGCCACUACACCAUUGAAGCAGUCCCGCAGAUGUCCCAAUACAAGGCUCAGAUUCACGCCGUGUUGGACCUGCCAGUCCCCAAGCAACUAAGUCCUAGGGCCAGGUCGGCCAUCAUGCUCAAUAUCCUUGGCGGCGCAACCCCGUCAUCCCACCUAGGGCUGGCCAAUCUUGCGCGAACUACCUUCGACGAUGACAUGGAUGUUCACCUACACCUUUAUAACAAGGAAUCCAAGCCCGGCCGCAAGAUCGGUCACAUCACCCUGACUUCCAACACCCUCAGCAUCCAUGACCUUGAGGCAAAAGCCAAAUCCUUCAUCGAUCUUGUCGACCAGAUCCGCCGUGACCGUCUCGCAGCCACGACAGAAACCCUUCGUCCCACACAAGAGCCUGCUAAACCACAAGCGGCCCAACCAGUUCCGUCCGAAAAACCACUGGUGCUCGUCACAAUGGGUUCUGACUCAGACCUACCCGUGCUCAAAGCCGGGUUGGAUAUUCUCCGGCAAUUUGGUGUACCUUACGCCCUGGAUAUCACGUCUGCGCAUCGCACCCCGCGCUACAUGAUGAAGGUUGCCGACGAGGCUGCAGCACGCGGUAUCAAGGUCAUCAUCGCUGCCGCAGGCGGCGCCGCUCACCUGCCAGGCAUGAUGUCGUCGGAGACUCCUCUGCCCGUGAUUGGUGUGCCAGUUAAGGCAACGCAUCUGGACGGUAUCGAUAGUCUGCUAAGCAUUGUACAGAUGCCGCGUGGAAUUCCAACCGCCACUGUUGGCAUCAAUAAUUCGACUAACGCUGCUCUGCUGGCCAUCCGCAUUCUCGGCACUUCUAUUCCAGAAUUCUUCACCAAGAUGAAGAAGUAUCAAGAAAAAAUGGAAGAAGAAGUCCUGACCAAAGGUAGCAAGCUGCGAGAGAUCGGCGACGUUGCCUAUCUUGCCAACAUGGCUGCUAAGAAAUGA